AUGUCUAAUGUCCUAGAAGGAUCAGCCGCUAAAACUCUGGAACAGGAGCUGUCUAAUGUCCUAGUAGGAGAUCAGCCACCAGAACCUGGGAACUGGGAUGUCGAAUGUCCUAGUAGGAGGAUCAGCCACCAGAACCUGGGAACUGGGAUGUCUGAUGUUCUCAAGGAUCAUCCACCAGAACCGGAACUGGAGAUGUCUAAUGUUCUAGCAGGAGGAUCAGCCACCAAACCCUGGAACUGGAGAUGUCUCAUGCUGGCUCACCUGUCCUCUCCGACCAGUCCUGCAAGUCUGGCCUGGGCUCAGCACAGUCGUCACCAGCCGGCCAGUCUGGCACUCCGAAAACAGGAAGAGGAGGAAAGCAAACGCAGCAAGGCACUAUCAGACAGCUAUGAACUCUCAACAGACCUCCAGGACAAGAAGGUGGAGAUGCUGGAGAGGAAGUAUGGGGGCCAGUUUGUUUCCCGGCGAGCAGCGAGGACAAUCCAGACGGCGUUCAGACAAUACCGCAUGAACAAGAACUUUGAGAAGCUUCGCAGCUCCGCUUCUGAGAGCAGGAUGACCCGCCGCAUCAUCCUGUCCAACAUGAGGAUGCAGUACUCCUUUGAUGAGCAUCAACCUCAGACUGAGGGGUCAGCCAGUCAACAGGAGACAGAGAGUCUGCAAAAUAUGGUCUCCUUCUCUAAGCAGAUGAACUGUUUGGUUGCAUCCACGGAUGACUCCCUCUCCUGCCUGCCAGAGUGUGAAGAUUCCCAGGAUGCAUGUAGGGAAGGAGAAGAGGAGGAUGAUGAGGAUGAAGGAGAGGAGGAGGAGGAGGAAGAGGAGGAUGAAGAUGAUGGAGAAAAUUACAGACGGUGCUCAUGGCAGAACACUAACAUGUCCUCCCACUGUGUGACAAGACCAGAAGGGGAAGGUGGGGGCAGAAAGAGUGGCACAGGAAGUGCAGCCAUGCAUGAAGACAGCAGCGCCACAUCCUUCAGUGAUGUCACUCUUUACAUGAAAGAGGGCCGCCUCCCUUCAUCACCACUUUCCCAUCCUGCCUCCUGCUCAGACCUGGAGUACUGGGGACGAAUGCAAGGGGUGCUUGUGGGCGAGAGGACCAACAGUCAAGAGGAAGAAGAAGGAGUGAUGACCACCAAGCAGAGGAGCAGUACACCCUGUACUGAGUGUCAGGGGGAGUACAGAGGCAAGGUGGGGGGAGGAGCAGGAGGGGGAGGAGGAGGAGGAGGUCACCUCCCCAUGCUGACUGUGGAACCACCCAGUGACAGCUCUGUCGACAUGAGUGACAGGUCUGAUCGUGGGUCUGUUGGGCGUUUGAUAUAUGAACAUGAGUCCUCGGAGGGUGAGAGAGGAAGAGGAGGAGAGAGUGAAGAGGAUGAAAGAGAAGGAGAUUUAAGCAGUGAAGCCGACUCGCCACAAGGAACCAUCAAACACAAGCCCAAACCCAACAGCUGCUCAUUGGCUAUGGCACAGGGCCAGACGCCCAGCAAUGCUCCUGUGCCCGUGCCAACACCCUCAGCCCGAACCUUGCCGCCUCUCUCAGUCCCCCACACUCAGCAUUCCACCAUUCCCCACCUCCCCACCGUCCUCCAUCACCAUCUGCCGUAUGGCCAGGCACACGCCACACACCUGCACCACAGCCACACGCCAAGCUUCUACAUCCAGCACACUCCCCACUUCACUCAGUACCAGUACCACCACCACCAUCUCCCGCAUACCCACCUAGAACCACCUCCUUCCCCAGUUCCGUCUCCAGUAUCACCUCUCUCGCCCCUGCCGCCUCCACUCCUGCCCUCUGCACUGUCCUCCUCCACACUGCCAGACAUGGACCACACCCACUACUCCCACCUCCAUCACCACCUGUUCUGCUCCGAUGGGGACAAUGAGAGUGUUAAUUCAACAACCACAAACUCAAACGAUGACACAACCAUCAACAACUGCAGCUCUGGUUCGUCAUCACGUGACAGCCUGCGUGAGCCUGUGGGCGGGGCCAUGCAGGGAAAGCAGACAUAUCAGAGAGAGAAUUGUCACACCUGGGACUCACCUGCCUUCAACAAUGACGUUGUACAGCGGAGACAGUACCGCAUUGGACUCAACUUCUUCAAUAAGAAGCCGGAGAAGGGGAUCCAGUACCUGAUUGAGCAGAAUUUUGUUUCUGACACACCUGUGGGAAUCGCCAGAUUCAUCCUUGAGAGGAAAGGACUGAGCAGGCAGAUGAUCGGAGAGUUCCUCGGCAGUCGACAACAGUUCAACAAGGAUGUCCUGGAUUGUGUUCUGGAUGAGAUGGAUUUCUCUGGAAUGGAUCUAGAUGAUGCUCUCAGAAAAUUCCAAGCUCAGAUUAAAGUUCAGGGUGAAGCUCAACGGGUGGAGCGGCUGGUCGAGGCCUUCAGUCAGCGGUACUGUGUAUGUAAUCCAGUGCUGAUCCGACAGUUCCAGAAUCCGGACACCAUCUUCAUUCUGGCCUUUGCCAUAAUUCUUCUCAACACAGACAUGUACAGUCCCAGCGUGAAACCAGAGAGGAAGAUGAAGCUAGAGGACUUCAUCAAGAACCUUCGUGGGGUAGAUAAUGGCCAAGACAUCCCCAGAGACCUCUUGGUGGCCAUCUAUGGAAGGAUCCAGAAAUGGGAGCUGAGGACCAAUGAUGACCAUGUGUCCCAAGUCCAGGCUGUGGAAAGGAUGAUAGUUGGCAAGAAGCCUGUUUUGUCUCUGCCUCAUCGUCGGUUGGUUUGCUGCUGUCAGUUGUUUGAGGUUCCUGAUCCAAACCGAUCUCAGCGAAGCAGUGUUCACCAGCGAGAAGUCUUCCUGUUCAAUGACCUGCUGAUGAUAACCAAGAUCUUCCAGAAGAAGAAGACUUCAGUGACGUAUAGUUUCAGACAAUCAUUUCCUCUGGUGGACAUGCAGGUGCACAACUUCCAAAAUGCCUACUAUCCUCAUGGUAUCAGAAUAACAUCAACAAAUCCUGGAGGCGAGAGGAAGGUACUCAUUGUCUUCACGGCACCGAGCCAGCAGGACAGAGCCCGCUUCACUUCAGACCUCCGAGAAAGCAUUGCAGAGGUCCAGGACAUGGAGAAAUACCGGGUUGAAGCUGAACUGGAAAAACAGAAAGGGAUUAUCCGUCCUGGCUUGGUGACAGGAGGAGGAAGUGGAGCCAUUGGGGCCAACAGUACCACUGGGCCUGUGGAGAGCGAGGUAGUGAAUGGAUCUUUGGGUCGACCGAGCCUUGACGACACAUAUGCCUCAAUGGAUGGACUUAAACGCACAGCACUGAGCUCAUCACUGCGAGACCUUUCAGAAACAGGGAAACGAGGACGCAGGAACAGUGUGGGCUCAUUGGACAGUACCAUUGAAGGCUCCAUCAUCAGCAACCCCGGGCCUCACCAUCAGCACCCACUUCUGGCCAGAAGUCUCCCCUACAGCACCAUGAUGGGAUCUCCAGCAGGCUACUGGCCGCACCACCAGACUCAGAGUCCAGGAACAGGGAUGGGGGGUGGGCCAGGGCUUUGUCACAGUCAAGGUGGGGUCACCACUUCCACACUUGCGAGCAGGGAUGGGACUGGGCGAGGUGGAGAGAUGGCAGAUGGGUCAGCGCUAACUGGAGGUGGCAAGCUAGGAAAUUUUUUUGGGAGUCGCAGAAGCAAGGUUCCUGGUCCUCUAAUGAUGACAUCACCUUCUCCACAGGGUCCACCAAGCCCCUUGUUGAUCUCUUCACCCCCAAACUACCCUGCACCUGCACCACCUGUCUCCCACCCAUCCCCAUGCCCCUCUCCUUUGGCCAACCUCAGCCAGUUAGACUUGGGCAGAGUUGGAGGUGGGGGCAGCUCAGGAGAGGUGCAUGCUCAGUUUUGUCACAGUGGGGGACUCGGAGUGACUGCUACUGGGCAGCAGCAGACACCUCCCCCACCAUACCACCACCAUCACCGCUACCACAUGCAGAACAUCCCCCAGCACCACAUGCUCUCACACAGGGUCUCCCUUCCACACCAGCCAAGCCCGUCCAGUUGCAUGCCCUUCCUGAUCCAGCAGCAUCAGAGGGUGCAGCAUGCACCCAGCCAGCAGCCACGCUACAGCAUGGCCGCCAGCUUCACCACGCCCCCGCCGCUGUCCCCACACUCACCCAUCUCCCCCACCACUCCAAACAGACCCUGUCAUUCACAUCCAACAGUGGGAAGAGCAGGUGGCGGUGCCAAGCUCCCACUGACCAUCUCACACUCACAGCCCCAGCCUCACUCUCACACACAUUCUCAAAAGCAUGUCACACACACACACUCACCUCUCAGCCCCUCACCCUCUGCCUCACCCGCCACCCACUUCAUCUUCUCUGCACAGCCGCCUCAAACACCAUCAGCCCGCCUCCUCACCCAGACUCCAUACACACCCCAAUACCCGCCCUUUUCCUCAAUCCCACCUCCACCUCCACACUCCCCCCUGCCCCCUCCUUUGUCCACCCCUCUCUCACCACUGCCUGGACCAUCGGGAGGAGUUUCAGGGCAAGCGGUUGGCCCAAAGUCAAAGCCCGUCAGUCGCAUCAGCACAGUGGUGUGAGAAGGCAAAAACUGAGGACAGGAGUCCAACGCCCUGCAAGCAUCUAUCAGGGGGCGCUAAUGAAAGGGAGUGAGAGUGAGGAAACGCAGCCAUAUCAAAAUGGUCACUUGGUGAGAAGGAAAGUACAUCGAAUGGGAAGAAGGAAGUUACUUUGUGUUACUUCCACAUCCAGUUUUCUGGCAGGUAGAAAAGUCUGGAUCAUCAGAGUCUGACUAAACAAGACUUUCUGCCCUCCUCAGGUGACCUUUGGACUCUCGGACAGUCGUAUUGUAUCUAAAAGUUAGCAUAGCAGUUCAGUGCCUGAAUGCUAACACUCAGUGCUAACUGUAAGUAUGAGCUCGCUUAAAAGGAUGGUCCAGUUUUUACAAAGUCUCACAAAGUCCAUCACUUUUGCCCAAAUAACUCGAACCUUGCACAAACAUUCUUUUUGGCACAAGAGGCACUUUUGUUGGUAUUUAGACCAGAUGUUACCACAAAGUAUAAAUAAUAAGUCUAAUUCAC
Molecule: messenger RNA, 5040 nt
Organism: Thalassophryne amazonica
Lineage: Eukaryota; Metazoa; Chordata; Actinopteri; Batrachoidiformes; Batrachoididae
Product: IQ motif and SEC7 domain-containing protein 2-like
Biological process (GO): regulation of ARF protein signal transduction; actin cytoskeleton organization
Molecular function (GO): guanyl-nucleotide exchange factor activity; protein binding
Source: RefSeq, a predicted model, not a curated record